AUGUGGCCAUCUGUUAUAGAGGUUCUUCAAAAUUUAAUUGAUGAUGGUGAUCGUUCUUCUAAGGGUUUAAGUAGAACUUUGGUUGAAAGAAUGGAGAGGUAUGAAUUUGUGCUUAUUCUACUAUUGAUGAAACAUAUAUUGGCAAUCACAAAUCAUUUGUCAACCGUUCUACAAGAGAAAGAUCAAAAUAUUGUGAAUGCGAUGCAUUUGAUCAAUAAUGUGAAAUGCAAAUUGCAAAAGUUGAGAGAUUCUGGAUGGGAUAUUUUACUUGAGGAUGUGAAGAAGUUUUGUAACACUCAUUCCAUUGAAAUAAUUAAUAUGACAGAUAACAUCAACAGCCGUAGUCGUUUGAAGAGAGAUGGGAAAAAUGUUAUCGAUAUUAUUCUACAGGAGAUGGAUAGUCGUUUCUCUGAAACAACUAUAGAUUUGUUAAUUUAUAUGUCAUGCCUUGAUCCUAGGAAUUCGUUCUCUAGAUUUGAUGUACAGAAAUUAGUACGUCUGGUUCAUUUUUAUGAGGAUGAUUUUUCUUGGAGUGAGCGUAUGUUGGUUGAACAAGAGUUUGAAACAUAUAUUGAUGACGUCAGAUCAGAUGAACGGUUUGAAGGCAUUUCAGAUUUGGGAGCUCUUGCAAAGAAAAUGAUUGAAACAAUGAAGAACCGUGUGUUUUCUUUGGUUUAUCGGAUGAUUGAGUUAGCCUUACUUCUUCCAGUUGCUACUGCAACCGUUGAAAGAGUGUUUUCGGCAAUGAAUAUUGUCAAAACAGAUUUGCGAAACAGGAUUGGAGAUGAAUGGAUGAAUGAUAGUUUGGUAGUCUAUAUCGAGAAAGAUGUUUUUAAUACUGUCGACAAUGAGCCAAUUUUAUAA
This is a messenger RNA of Zingiber officinale, 864 nucleotides long. RefSeq lists its product as uncharacterized. The record is from RefSeq and is a predicted model, not a curated record. Lineage: Eukaryota; Viridiplantae; Streptophyta; Magnoliopsida; Zingiberales; Zingiberaceae. The transcript is spliced from 2 exons. Bases 1 to 864 code for a protein of 287 amino acids.